Molecule: messenger RNA, 1161 nt
Organism: Psylliodes chrysocephalus
Lineage: Eukaryota; Metazoa; Arthropoda; Insecta; Coleoptera; Chrysomelidae
Source: the annotation of a GenBank genome assembly
AUGGUUAAGCGCAAAAGAGGAAUGUUGGAUAAAAUGCGGAAAAAGCUAAAGCUAUUUCAAGAACAAUUAGAUAAUAUGCUUUCUGGACCUCCUUUCUUCUUUCUUUUAUACCAGGAGGCGUCUUCGUCAGACUCCACUUCAACUUCAAAUGACUAUGCAUCUGUCUCUGACACCGAAGUUUCAAAACAACCCCUAAUUUCUACUGUUCAGGCUGAUGUGCAUUGCACAAAAGACGGGGAUUUAACAGACGUUCUUGGAACUGACCCUAAUAAGAAGUUCGCAGAAGGAAAACAGAUUCCAGAACAACUGGCAACCCGGUGGACUUGUUUUUUACAGAAGGGUUUUGAUCGACAGAUGGAAAAUACUCUCUUAGAACAAUGGAAUUUCUCUACAAAUUGUUCAGCACUUCAGAGUCCCAUAAUGAAUCCGGAGAUUCUGUCACUCCUUCCAGAUUUUAAUCAAAAACAAGAUACUUUUUUCUCAAAGUUACAAGAUCAACUUGGUUUAGGCCUAAGUGUUUUAGGCCAAGUAUUUGACACAGUAAAAUCAGACAACAUAGACCCUAAGGCGCUGCUGUCAAUGAUUUCCGAUGCCUCAAAGUUUUUUUCAAAGUACCUACAAGUUUCGGAAGAAAAAUUUCCAGGGGAGAAUAAAAUCAGGAGCAAGGAACAGGGAAUAUUUCAAGAACAAAGAAAACAACCGAAUCAAUCAGAGGAAGAAGAUCCCGCAAUCGAGAUACCGCUAAAAGAGGUAAAAUAUGCAGGUCAAUUAAAGUUUUUUAAAGAUAACUGGGAACAAAUUACCUACAACAAAAUUAUACUGCAGUGGCUUGGAGGGUAUAAAAUUCCAUUCAAGUCUCGACCUUUUCAAGCCAAAGAUCCUGCUAUGAAAGUAGUUUCUGUUUCAGAACUCACAAUAUUAAAUACAGAAAUUAAAAAAUUGUUAUUAAUAGGUGCAAUUAGACAAUGCAAUCCUGAAAAAUCCCAUAGUACAAGGCAUGCUGCUUCAUCAGCUGCCUUUAAAGCUGGGGUUUCCAUAGAUACAAUUAGAAAAUCAGCUGGGUGGUCUAAUAAAUCCAAUGUUUUUCAUACCUUUUACCAUAGACCUCUAAAAAAGGAAACAGAAUUUGAUGAUGCAAUUGUAGGUUUACUACACACAUAG